GUAUGCCUCCGCUCAUCACAUAUCUCCCAUUCUCCUGCCCCCCCUUUCCUCUUCUCUCUCUUACUGUCUCUUUUUUUCUCUCUCUCUCUCUCUCUCUCCUCUGAUCAAAACCAAAACUAUAGAUAGGGGGGGAGACAAGGCGAACAAAGGAACAACACGGACAAUGAAGCAGAGCUCAUCUGAAGCAGCUCCAUCAUCGUCCUCAUCUACAUCCGAGCAAUCGCAGCCUUCCAUCUCGGCCCCCUCCUCCUCAUCGUCGCCGUCCGUGUCAAUCACCGCCGUCGAAGAUCUCACGGUGGGUUCCCGUGAUGCCGGCGGCCAAGAAUCGAUCACCGUCGAGCGACGCGGCGACUUCUCCGCCAUCUGCAAGUGGACGGUCUUCAAUUUCCCUAAGGUUAAGGCUAGGGCUUUGUGGAGCAAGUACUUCGAAGUUGGAGGCUACGAUUGUCGCCUCCUUGUGUACCCCAAGGGUGACUCGCAGGCUUUGCCUGGCUACAUCUCCAUCUACCUCCAAAUCAUGGACCCUCGCGGCACGUCGUCGUCCAAGUGGGACUGUUUCGCCAGCUACCGCCUCGCCGUCGUGAACCACGCCGACGAAGCGAAGUCUGUUCAUCGCGAUUCGUGGCACCGGUUCUCGACGAAAAAGAAAUCACACGGUUGGUGCGACUUCACCCCUUCUUCAUCAAUCUUUGAUUCUAAGGCCGGAUAUUUAUUUAACAAUGAUUGCGUUCUCAUCACUGCCGAUAUACUUAUUUUGAAUGAAUCCAUCAAUUUUGUGCGCGAUAACAAUGAAGCGCAAUCUGGGUCGUCAAUUUCGUCGUUGGUUGCUGGGGGUCCAGUUUCGGAUGUUUUGAGUGGGAAGUUCACUUGGAAAGUCCACAAUUUCAGUUUGUUUAAGGAGAUGAUUAAGACCCAGAAGAUAAUGAGCCCGGUGUUUCCAGCUGGAGAGUGCAAUUUGAGGAUUAGUGUGUAUCAGAGUUCGGUUAGUGGGGUUGAGUAUUUGUCUAUGUGUUUAGAGAGUAAAGAUACGGAGAAGACUGUGGUGUCAGAUCGGAGUUGUUGGUGUUUGUUUCGAAUGUCAGUGUUGAAUCAAAAACCAGGGUUGAAUCACAUGCACAGGGAUUCAUAUGGGCGUUUUGCAGCAGAUAACAAGAGUGGGGAUAAUACGAGUUUGGGAUGGAAUGAUUAUAUGAAGAUGUUGGAUUUUAUUGGGUCAGAUUCUGGGUUUUUGGUUGAUGAUACUGCAGUUUUUAGUGCGUCAUUUCAUGUAAUCAAGGAAUUUAGUAGUUUUUCAAAGAAUGGGGGAUUGAUUGGAGGGAGGAGUGGUAGUGGUGCGAGGAAGACUGAUGGGCAUUUGGGGAAAUUCACUUGGAGGAUUGAAAAUUUCACAAGGUUGAAAGAUCUUCUGAAGAAGAGGAAGAUUACGGGUCUUUGCAUAAAGAGCAGAAGGUUUCAAAUUGGGAAUCGGGAUUGCCGUCUUAUUGUUUAUCCUCGAGGGCAGUCUCAGCCACCGUGCCACCUUUCUGUGUUUCUUGAAGUUACAGAUUCACGAAACACUUCCAGUGAUUGGAGUUGUUUUGUGAGUCAUCGGCUGUCAGUUGUGAACCAGAGAAUGGAGGACAAAUCUGUAACAAAAGAAUCUCAGAACCGCUACUCCAAAGCUGCAAAAGACUGGGGCUGGCGUGAAUUUGUUACUCUUACUAGUCUUUUUGAUCAAGAUUCUGGGUUUCUCGUUCAGGACACUGUUGUGUUCUCUGCUGAGGUUCUUAUUUUGAAGGAGACAUCUAUAAUGCAGGAUUUUGCUGAUCAAGAUAGUGAUUUGAGUAACACUGGUUCACAUAUUGAAAGGGUUGGGAAAAGAAGUUCUUUUACAUGGAAAGUGGAGAACUUCUUGUCCUUCAAGGAGAUUAUGGAAACCCGUAAAAUCUUCAGCAAAUUCUUUCAAGCUGGUGGAUGUGAGCUGCGCAUUGGUGUGUACGAAUCCUUUGAUACCAUAUGUAUAUAUCUGGAGAGUGAUCAAUCUGUUGGGAGUGAUCCGGAUAAGAAUUUUUGGGUUCGAUACAGGAUGGCUGUGGUGAAUCAAAAGAAUGCAUCCAAAACUGUGUGGAAGGAGUCAUCUAUUUGUACAAAAACAUGGAAUAAUUCUGUUCUUCAAUUUAUGAAAGUUUCGGAUAUGCUAGAAGCUGAUGCAGGAUUUCUUGUGCGUGACACAGUUGUUUUUGUAUGUGAAAUCUUGGACUGCUGUCCAUGGUUUGAGUUCUCAGGCCUAGAGGUUUUAGCUUCCGAGGAUGAUCAGGAUGCUUUAACAACUGACCCUGAUGAGCUCAUUGAUUCAGAAGACAGUGAAGGGAUAAGUGGAGAUGAAGAAGAUAUCUUUAGAAACCUUCUUUCCAGGGCAGGUUUUCACCUCACAUACGGAGAUAAUCCUUCACAGCCACAGGUCACAUUAAGAGAAAAGCUUCUAAUGGAUGCUGGUGCAAUUGCUGGUUUUCUGACUGGACUUCGUGUUUAUCUCGAUGACCCUGCUAAGGUGAAGCGUUUGCUCCUCCCAACAAAGCUCUCUAGUUGUAAUGAUGGAAAGGUCUCGAAGACUGAUGAAUCUUCCCCCAGUCUGAUGAAUUUGUUGAUGGGAGUAAAAGUUCUGCAGCAGGCAAUUAUUGAUUUACUAUUGGAUAUAAUGGUUGAGUGUUGCCAGCCUUCAGAGGGAAGCUCUUAUGGUGAUUCUUCAGAUGCAAGCUUGAAACCUUCUCCAGAUGGCAGUGGAGCUAUCAGUCCCCUGGAAUCUGAUAGGGAAACUGGGGCAUCAGAAUCUGUGGAACUCCCGGUAUAUGAGAGGUUAGAUUCUGGGGUAGAUGAAAAUACUAAUGGAUCUGCAGUACAGAGCUCAGAUAUGAAUGGUAUUCCCAUAACUAAUAAAGCUGUUCCUGGACAGCCCAUUUGUCCCCCAGAAACAUCUGCUAGUGGUUCUUUAGAAAAUGCUUCCCUUCGCUCCAAGACUAAGUGGCCAGAGCAGUCUGAGGAGCUUUUGGGAUUGAUUGUGAACUCAUUAAGAGCUCUAGAUGGGGCUGUUCCACAAGGUUGUCCUGAGCCAAGACGGAGGCCUCAGUCUGCACAAAAGAUUUCUAUUGUCUUGGAUAAGGCUCCAAAACAUCUGCAGCCAGAUCUGGUUGCUUUGGUUCCCAAAUUGGUCGAACAUUCGGAGCAUCCGCUCGCUGCUUGUGCACUUCUAGACCGACUUCAAAAGCCGGACGCAGAACCUGCAUUACGGUUACCUGUUUUUGGUGCUCUUAGUCAAUUGGAGUGUGGUAGCGAGGUUUGGGAACGCGUUCUAUUGCAAUCUCUUGAACUUUUGGUGGACGCAAAUGAUGAACCUCUUGCUGCAACCAUAAAUUUUAUUUUUAAAGCUGCAUCCCGAUGCCAGCAUCUUCCUGAAGCCGUUAGAUCUGUUCGUGUUAGGCUAAAAAAUUUGGGUGCUGAGGUGUCUCCUUGUGUCCUUGAUUUUUUAAGUAGGACUGUAAAUAGUUGGGGAGAUGUUGCCGAAACUAUACUAAGAGAUAUUGACUCUGAUGAUGAUUUUGGUGACAAUUGCUCAGCAUUGCCUUGUGGGCUUUUCUUAUUUGGUGAAAAUGGGCCUACAGGAGGGUUGCAUGCGGUGGAUGAGCAGGCUUUCCGUGCUUGUCGUUAUUUUUCUGAUAUUUAUAUCCUGAUAGAGAUGUUGUCUAUACCUUGCCUUGCUGUUGAAGCCUCCCAAACUUUUGAGAGAGCUGUGGCUCGGGGGGUCAUCAUGGCUCAAUCAGUAGCCAUGGUAUUGGAAAGACGCAUUGCUCAAAGACUGAAUUUCAAUUCCAGGUUUGCUGCUGAAAAUUUCCAGCACACAGAUGUGGUAGCGGAGGGAGAAACCAAUGAGCAGCUGAGAGUCCAACAAGAUGAUUUUACUUCAAUUCUUGGUCUAGCUGAGUCAUUGGCUCUCUCUAGAGAUCUGCGUGUAAAGGGCUUUGUGAAGAUGCUCUACACUAUAGUGUUUAAAUGGUAUGCUGAUGAGUCUUACCGAGGGAGGAUGCUGAAGAGACUAGUUGAUCGCGCCACCAGCACAACAGAUAGUAGUCGUGAAGUAGAUUUGGAUUUGGAUAUUUUGGUCAUUUUGGCUUGUGAGGAACAAGAAAUAGUUAGACCAGUGUUGAGCAUGAUGCGGGAGGUUGCUGAACUUGCAAAUGUUGAUCGUUCAGCUCUGUGGCAUCAGCUAUGCGCAACUGAAGAUGAAGUUAUUCGCGUUCGUGAAGAAAAGAAAGUUGAAAUUUCUAACGUGAUGAGAGAAAAAGCUAUUUUAGCACAAAAGUUGUGUGAAUCUGAUGUCACCACCAACCGUCUCAAGUCCGAAAUGAGGUCUGAGACAGAUCGUUUGGCUCGGGAAAAGAAGGAGCUCUCUGAACAGAUGCAGGAGGUUGAAAGUCAGCUUGAGUGGCUUCGUUCAGAGCGGGAUGAUGAAAUCACGAAACUCACAGCUGAGAAAAAAAUUCUUCAGGAUCGUCUUCAUGAUGCAGAGACACAACUUUCACAAUUGAAGUCCCGGAAACGUGAUGAAUUGAAGAGAGUUGUGAAGGAGAAAAAUGCUCUUGCUGAAAGGUUAAAGAGUGCUGAAUUAGCACGCAAAAGAUUUGAUGAUGAACUGAAACGCUAUGCCACAGAAAAUGUUACUAGAGAGGAAAUCCGACAGUCACUUGAGGACGAAGUUCGACGGCUGACGCAAACAGUUGGGCAAACUGAAGGAGAAAAGAGGGAGAAAGAGCAGCAGGUUGCUCGAUGCGAAGCAUACAUUGAUGGGAUGGAAUCAAAACUGCAAGCCUGCGAGCAAUAUAUCCAUUCUCUUGAGGGUUCACUUCAAGAAGAGAUGUCUCGACAUGCACCUCUAUACGGUGCUGGCUUGGAAGCUCUAUCAAUGAAGGAGUUGGAUACGCUGUCCCGUAUCCAUGAAGAUGGUCUUAGACAGAUCCAUGCCAUCCAACAACGUAAAGGGAGUCCCGCAGGAAGUCCUCUUAUGAGCCCCCACACACUCCCACCCUCUCAUGGGUUGUACCCUACUGCCCCACCUCCAAUGGCUAUAGGAUUGCCUCCGCUCAUCCCAAAUGGUGUUGGUAUCCAUAGCAAUGGGCACAUGAAUGGUGCAGUUGGACCAUGGUUCAACCAUUCUUAAUCUGUUGGGGAGUUCAUGGUGUUUCAGCUGUGCCACUGAUGAUUCAUUUGGUCGGUGUUCUGUGUCACCUAGUGUGGAGCUCGGUAACAUCUAUCUCAAUAUGAAGGGGUAUUUUUUGUUUUGGGAAUAUUUCUUGGCAUUUUAACUGCUAGAUCUGUUGGAACAGGGUGAGGAUAAAGAAAUAAUGCAAAUGUAUGAUGUGAAGGGGGAGUAGUGUUUUUGGCAAUUGAAUGCCAGGAAGAGAGUCCAAUAGAACUAGCAGUUGUAAUGCAA
Messenger RNA from Malania oleifera, 5464 nucleotides. RefSeq lists its product as uncharacterized. Gene Ontology annotation, molecular function: protein binding. Bases 164 to 5191 code for a protein of 1675 amino acids. Lineage: Eukaryota; Viridiplantae; Streptophyta; Magnoliopsida; Santalales; Ximeniaceae. The transcript has 10 exons. The record is from RefSeq and is a predicted model, not a curated record.